AAAAGUCCCAAUCUAUUCAUCACUCAUUCUUAGCACAGUCACACUACUCAAUCUUGCACUUAAUCCGAUCUCUUGUCUCCAAAUCCAUCAUUCAAUCCUCCAUAUUCAUCUUCUUCAUCAAAUCUCUCUUCAUAUUCCCUUCAAUUGAUUCACAAGGAUUGUAUUUUUGUAUUAUUGUAAGUAUUUAAUGGCUUCCGCCGGAAAUCCAAACCAGUCCGGUGGAACACCGUUUGAUAUGCAUACAUUCUUCAAGCCUUCAACUCCAGUUUCAACAAUCUCGAAUACCCAGAACCCCAUUAAUCCGAAUUUGAUUUCUUCCCCAUUUCCGCUUCCUUCAGCUUCUUAUCCACCGCCCACCGCCGGCGGCGCCGGUGGUGGUGCCGGAGGACUUUACUACCCAAACCAGACAACCCCUUUUCACCAUAUCCCUCAAUUCAAUCACCAUAUCCCUCCACAGUAUAACAACCACCCACCUCUACAAGAUGGUCAUAUGCAUCCACAAAGAUCCAUGUCUUUCCCUGCUCCACCACUUCAACCACCUCCCACUCCUACUAGUCCGCACCAGUUAUUGAAUCCUGGAAAUAACCCGAAUCCUAACCCUGGGGCUCGGCUUAUGGCUUUGUUAAGUGCACCACCUUCAACUCUCGAAGUUCUUCAGCAACCUACUUUGCAAAUUCCUCCUUUACAGCCUACAACUUCUGGGUCUGAGCUUUCUGAUUUUUCUGCUUCACCAAAUGUUGGUAUUGCACAUUCAGGGAGUAGCCCAUUGCGAAUGCCGAGUUGUAAGUUACCUAAAGGAAGGCAUUUGAGUGGGGAUCAUGUUGUUUAUGAUAUAGAUGCUAGGUUGCCUGGUGAAGUGCAGCCUCAGCUGGAGGUUACUCCUAUUACCAAGUAUGGUUCGGAUCCGGGCCUUGUUUUAGGCAGGCAAAUUGCAGUUAACAAAAGCUAUAUAUGUUAUGGACUCAAAUUAGGAGCUAUUCGUGUACUUAACAUUAACACCGCUUUGAGGUCAUUGCUUAAAGGUCUUGCACAGAGGGUCACAGACAUGGCUUUCUUUGCUGAGGAUGUUCACCUUUUGGCUAGUGCAAGUGUUGAUGGGCGGGUUUAUAUAUGGAAAAUUACUGAAGGACCAGAUGUGGAAGAUAAGCCCCAAAUUACAGGGAGGAUUGUCACUGCUCUUCAAAUUGUUGGCGAAGGGGAAUCUCUUCAUCCUCGAGUUUGUUGGCAUUGUCACAAACAAGAAAUUCUUGUGGUCGGGAUUGGAAGACAUGUUUUAAAAAUUGAUACCACAAAAUUUGGAAAAGCUGAAGUUUUUUCAGCUGAUGAACCUCUCAGGUGUCCUGUUGACAGGUUGGUUGAUGGGGUACUACUUGUUGGUACUCAUGAUGGAGAAGUGACUGAUUUGUCAAUGUGCCAGUGGAUGACCACUCGAUUGGUAUCUGCAUCGCUGGAUGGCACGAUAAAGAUUUGGGAAGACCGGAAGCCUCAGCCAAUUGCAAUUCUCAGGCCUCAUGAUGGUAAUCCUGUUCAUUCAGCCACCUUCCUGGCUGCUCCAGACCGCCCUGACCACAUCAUACUCAUCACUGGGGGUUUACUUAAUCGGGAAAUGAAGAUAUGGGUAUCAGCAAGUGAAGAAGGCUGGUUGCUUCCUAGUGAUGCUGAAUCAUGGCACUGUAUACAAACAUUGGAAUUGAAGAGUUCUGCUGAAGCUCGUACUAAAGAGACUUUUUUUAACCAAGUUGUAGCCUUGUCUCAAGCAGGUCUGCUCUUAUUAGCGAAUGCAAAAAAGAAUGCCAUAUAUGCUGUUCAUCUAGAGUAUGGCCUGAAUCCAAUGGCAACCCAUAUGGAUUACAUUGCUGAAUUUACAGUUACAAUGCCAAUUUUGAGUUUCACUGGAACAAGUGAUUUACUGCCUCAUGAUGAACAGAUUGUUCAGGUGUACUGUGUACAGACGCAGGCUAUUCAGCAGUAUGCUUUGGACUUAUCCCAAUGCUUGCCACCUCCCAUGGAGAAUGCUGUAGGCUUUGAAAGGACGGAAUCUAGUGUUUCACGUGAUGCUGCUAGUAUUGAAGGAUAUGCUCCUGUUGAUCCUCAUGGUAGUAAACAAAUGGAUUUUCCUUUAACUAGUUCUGCACCCAAAACUUUAGUGAAUGAGAGUGCCACAGAGAUUAUAGCUACAGCUAGACCUCUUACGACUGAUACACGCACUGUGUUGGCCACCUCUGUGGAAUUUGCUUCUUCCAUCAUGGAAUCUAAAUCAUCUACUUUACCCAGUAUAACUACUGAUACUGAUAUUGCUCCCUUUACAUCACCACCUCCUUUGAGUCCUGAGUUGGCUAGAAAACUUUCUGGUUUCAGAAGCAUAUCAAACAGCUCUGAGCCUGGUUCCUCUGUCAAUGACCAUUUUGGGGAUCCUAAAGCUGUCGAACAUUCAGUUGACAGGCAAAUGGAGGCCAUUCAUCCAAACUUGACUCGCCUUACUUUGUCGGAUGCUGACCCAGUGAAUAAUGAAGAUGAAGUGUCGCGUGAUGAUGGUUCUUCGGGUAUUAGUAAUACAAUUAAAUUCAAGCACCCUACUCAUCUGGUGACUCCUUCAGAGAUAUUGAUGGCUAACUCAUCUUCUGAGGUAAACCGUGUUAAUGAACAUAAAAGCGAGGGACAAUCGAGUAUCCAAGAUGUUGUAAUCAACAAGGAAGCCCGCAAUGUGGAGGUGGAGUUUAAGGUUGGUGAAACAAGAUUCAGUCAAAAAUCUGAUAUUGGCUCUCAAGAAGAACUUCAUACUUUUGUGUCAGAAAACAAGGAGAAACCCUUUUGCUCUCAGGCAUCUGAUCUUGGAAUAGAAAUGGCUCGAGAAUGUCGUGCCUUGUCGCCUGAAACCUAUACUGUCGAGGAACCUAGGCAGUUUGAUGGGGCUUCUAGAACUGAGCAGCUGAUCCAAACGUCAACUGCCCCUGAAGAAGAUUGUGACUCUGCGAAGGAGAUCUCUGGAAAUAAUUUAGACUCAAAUGUGCAAGUUUCUGCUCAUCAACCUCCAGCUCCUAGUGCCAAAGGGAAAAAGCAAAAGGCAAAGAACACUCCAGGAUUUGAAUCAGCUUCACCCUCACCUGGUUCUUCCAAGUCAUCUGAUUCCAACGAGGGCGGUGUCAGCUCAAGUAAUGCCUCUAUGGAAGCUGCAGUCUCACAAAUUUUGUUCAUGCAUGAGAAGCUAAAUCAGGUUCUUAAUAUGCAAAAAGAAACGCAAAAGCAGAUGGGUAUGAUGGUUGCUGUUCCAGUUACAAAAGAAGGAAGAAGACUUGAGGCUGCCUUGGGACGGACCAUGGAGAAGGCUGUCAAAGCCAAUUCCGAUGCUUUAUGGGCCCGUUUCCAAGAAGAUAGUGCAAAACAAGAGAAAUUACUUCGUGAUCGUACUCAACAAAUAACCAAUUUGAUAUCUAACUGCUUUAACAAGGACAUGCCAGGGCUAAUUGAAAAAAUAAUGAAGAAAGAACUGGCAGCUGUAGGACAAGCCGUCACACGCAUUAUUGCCCCUACCAUUGAGAAAUCUGUAUCAACUGCUAUUUCAGAAGCCUUCCAGAAAGGAGUUAGCGACAAGGCAGUGAACCAACUGGAGAAAACAGUUAGCUCUAAACUUGAAGCUUCCGUUGCUAGGCAAAUUCAAGCACAAUUCCAGACCUCUGGCAAGCAAGCUCUUCAGGAAACUUUGAAAUCUACAAUGGAAGGUUCGGUGAUCCCUGCCUUUGAGAUGUCAUGCAAGGCAAUGUUUGAACAAGUAGAUUUAACGUUUCAGAAGGGGUUUUCUGAACACACUGCUUCUGCUCUACAGCAAUUUGAGUCCAUGCAUUCGCCGUUAGUACAUGCUUUAAGGGAUGCCAUUAAUUCCGCAUCAUCGAUGACUCAAACAUUGAGUGGAGAGCUAGCUGAUGGUCAAAAGAAGUUGCUUACGCUUGCAGUUUCUGGAGCAAAUUCCAAGUCAUCGAAUCCACUGGUUAGCCACAUGAGUAAUGGACCAUUACUGCAUGAGAAGCUUGAGGCUCCUGUUGAUCCAAUCAAAGAGUUAUCUAGAUAUUUGGCGGAGCGCAAGUACGAGGAGGCAUUCACUACAGCCUUGCAAAGAAGUGAUGUGUCUAUUGUAUCGUGGUUAUGUUUGCAGGUUGAUCUAUCGGGUAUCUUAUCGAUGAAUCCUCUCCCGUUGAGUCAAGGAGUACUUCUUUCACUUCUUCAGCAGGUGGCCUGUGAUAUUACCAAGGAGACAUCGCGAAAAUUAUCCUGGAUGAGGGAUGUCCUAUCAGCCAUAAAUCCAACUGACCCGGUGAUUGUAGUGCACGUGCGACCUAUCUUUGAGCAAGUAUAUCAAAUACUAAACCAUCAUCGGACUCUCCCUACCACAACCCCUGCAGAACUUUCAAGCAUCCGGCUGAUAAUACAUGUUAUCAACUCCAUGCUAAUGACUUGUAAAUGAUUUUUCAUGAACACACGAUUACGCCUGGUGGAAUGUUGAAGUUUGUACAAAUUAUUCAUGGAUAGACAAAAAGUACUAUAGAGUUGAAGCCUUCACCUGCCUUUUUAUGUUGAUUUCUACUGUUAUUUUUUUUACUGAGGUAAAAUCUGUAGUCGGGUCGGUCGGAUUUUCGGGUUUGUUGAGUAUUUAGUCUUCUUUGGGGUGGAAGUAUUGUGUAUACAAAUUUUUGUACUUUGUACAUUGUUAUCUUUAUUGCGAUUUCAAGUGGAAGGUUGAACGGUUUCUCAUGGCCA
This is a messenger RNA of Solanum dulcamara, 4752 nucleotides long. RefSeq names its product enhancer of mRNA-decapping protein 4-like. Lineage: Eukaryota; Viridiplantae; Streptophyta; Magnoliopsida; Solanales; Solanaceae. Gene Ontology annotation, molecular function: protein binding. The transcript has 12 exons. Gene Ontology annotation, biological process: deadenylation-independent decapping of nuclear-transcribed mRNA. The record is from RefSeq and is a predicted model, not a curated record. The coding region runs from base 188 to 4459 and encodes 1423 amino acids. Gene Ontology annotation, cellular component: P-body.